Messenger RNA from Saccostrea cuccullata (small rock oyster), 1972 nucleotides. Its product is annotated as RNA-binding protein RO60-like. NCBI's taxonomy places the organism in Eukaryota, Metazoa, Mollusca, Bivalvia, Ostreida, Ostreidae. Gene Ontology annotation, cellular component: ribonucleoprotein complex. Bases 34 to 1629 code for a protein of 531 amino acids. The record is from RefSeq and is a predicted model, not a curated record. The transcript has 2 exons. Gene Ontology annotation, molecular function: RNA binding.
UCUUGUAUAUUUUUUAUCUUAUUGUAAUGGAACAUGGAGGAACGUUCAGGAAUUCCACCGGAGUCGGAUUUUCGGAGACUUAAACAGCUUCUAAUUCUGGGAGGAUCCAACUCAGUGUAUCGCCCCCAUUCUGUAUCACACACUACUUCAAAAAUCGAUGUCAGCUUCCUCCGAAGGUUAAUUGUUGGCGGUAGAGGAAAAGAUGUUGUUGGUAUUAUCAAACAGUACAGUUUGGAGGGAAGAGCUGCAAAGCAGGAUGGGAUACUUCGUGCCCUAGCCGUCUGUUCGACAUCCAUCGAUUUAGUGACGAAGCGCGAGGCAAACAAGAUCAUCCCAGAUGUAUGCAGAAUAUUUGACUACCUCAUAAAAUUCAUCAAAUUUUCCCAAGAAGAUGCUGGGGGUAGGAAGUGGGGACGUGCAAGGCGAAAAGCUAUUGCUAACCUCUACAAUAAUUACCCAGGCGGCCCGAUGAAAUUAGCAUAUCACGUGACCAAAUAUCGCAAAAGGAGAAAUAUGAGUCAUAAAGAUGUCAUACGCCUUGCGCAUGUCAAACCUUUCAAUCAAGAAAUGCAGUAUAUACUUGGAUACAUCGUCCAUAGUUCAAAUGGCGUCGAUUUAAACAUCCAUCAUCGGUCCCCUGAAUUAGAAACAGUCCAGACUUACAUACAAGGAGUGGAAGAAGCUCGAAGACGCAGGGCAAGAAAUGACGAGGCUCGCCUCAUUCACUUAAUUGGAAGACACCAACUUUGCCAUGAACAUGUAAAGAAAGAAUUCCUGAACAAACCUGAUGUAUGGCAUGCUCUGCUUCAACAUACACCAAUUCAUGCAGUCAUCCACAACUUGAAUACCUUGGCAUCAAAUAGGGUAUUCGAAAGGCACAAUGGAGAAGAAAACUUAGUUUCGCAAAAAUUGAACGAUGUUGGGUUGCUGAAUAAGGUUCGAGUGCAUCCUUUUGAAAUUCUUACAGCAUAUUUCCAGCACAAAUCGGGAGAAAGGAAUGCUCGCGGAAAUAUAUUUACACCAUCGGAAACAAUUCUUUGUGCUCUUGAAGAAGCCUUUUACAAGUCAUUGAAACCACAGAACGACAUUUUUGAGGCAAGGGGUGUUCGAAUGGUUUUCGGUAUAGAUAUGACUAUAUCACCAUCUGAUUACGUAGUUUCUGCUAAAAUAACCUCACGCCAGGCAGUUACGGGUAUUCUGUUAGAACUCGUCAGAUAUGUUUAUUUUUGUCAUGUUUUACCGUUUGGGUCUUCCGAUAUUCGUAGUUAUCUACCGAUAUCGCCAGACGACAGACUUGAAAAUGUCGAAAAUUCGCUUUUCAUCCAUGACGUUGAAAGUUCAGACUUGACAAAACCUUUAGAUUACGCAAUUAGGAAACAGUUAGAUGUAAACGUGUUCGUUUUAUUUACUUCAAAGAUCUACGAUGAACAGGGGCAUUAUCGUCUGAAGGAAGCCAUGGAUCGCUACAAAUCACAGCCCUGGGCGGGCAGGGAGCCCAAAGUUGUUGUUGUGGACGUCAUGGGAAAGCAAUCCCCCGUUUCGUCAUUCGAGGACGAUUUCCUCCCCAUAGAGGGCGCUGAUUCACAGGUGGUUAAUGUGAUCAAAGAGUUUGCAGUUGGCUGGGACUAGAUUUAAAAUCAUAUAACCAAAAUUGGAAAUACCGAAUAUGGAUGUCGUGGGAAAGCAAUGCCCCAUUUCGUCAAACUAGGACGAUUUUCUCUGCAUAGAGGGCGCUGAUUCACAGUAGGUUAAUGUGAUCAAACAGUUUGCAGUUGGUUGGGACUAGAUUUAAAAUCAUAACCGAAUAUGGGAAAAAAAUGUCUACCAUUUGUAUUUUUAUGUGUACAGACAUGAACAAUAUGUACACUCGUACAGCUGCAGAGACAAGUAACUUGAUACGGUUAAAGUCUUUCUGAAAUUAUUGAUCAUGAAGAAAUUAACACAGCCUUUCUAAUAUCAAACGUGAAUGUGA